Molecule: messenger RNA, 2178 nt
Organism: Cucumis melo (muskmelon)
Lineage: Eukaryota; Viridiplantae; Streptophyta; Magnoliopsida; Cucurbitales; Cucurbitaceae
Exons: 5
Coding region: 299-2014 (571 amino acids)
Molecular function (GO): catalytic activity
Source: RefSeq, a predicted model, not a curated record
AACGAAAAAGGGGACUAAUUUUGAAAUGACCUAAUGAGAAACAAAUGUGGCAUGAAAUGUUAAACUCAGUUGCCGAACGGACUUCUCGACAGAAUAUGAAAGGAUUUGGAUGGUAGAGGUAGAAGAACCAAUUCGGCAAUGCAAUUUUGAACUGACCGACACUGCCGUUCUUACUUCUAUCCGGCCAAGGAGACUGCAAGGGUAAUUUACUGUUUUCCCCCAAAACCGAAGUUCGAGCAGAAUGCCAUAGCCAUCUGAGCUUCAGAAUAAAAUUCGCAAUUGAUUCCAUAAUGAAUUUAUGGCAGUUAGCGCUUGGUUUCCCGUGGAAACAAAUUCUAGAAUGAUGGUUUUGCCAGCUCUAUCUCACUCCAUAAACCCGAAUCAUCAUUUUCAGUUUGGUCACUGUUGGACUAGGAGGCCACAGAGAAGAAAGUCUUGUUGUAGCAUUCGUCAGGAAACGAACAUUGUUGAGCCAAAACCCAAUCAGGACAGGUCAAGGAAAAAACAUCGCUCCAAGAAAGCAAUUAGAGAACCUUCAAUAUCACAGGAAGGUAGUCCCCCUCCUCUAGUUAAUGCAUUGAAAGUUUCAGCUCAGCAAGAUGCUGCUCGUUUUCACUUUCCUGGGCAUAAUAGAGGGAGAGCGGGGCCACCAUCAUUUACUCAGCUCAUUGGUCUGAAACCAUUUAUGCAUGAUUUACCCGAGCUUCCAGAGCUGGACAACCUCUUUUGUCCGGAGGGUCCAAUUUUAGAAGCACAGCAGCAAGCAGCAAAACUUUUUGGAGCAUCAGAAACAUGGUUCCUCGUUGGAGGAACCACAUGUGGAAUUCAGGCUGCAAUUAUGGCAACUUGCUCUCCAGGAGAUCAUAUAAUUCUUCCGAGGAACUCUCAUAUAUCCGUCAUAUCCGCUUUGGUUUUAUCCGGUGCAAUUCCAAAAUACAUUAUGCCUGUGUAUGACUCCAAUUGGGACAUAGCUGGUGAGGUUACUCCAUCACAGGCAAGUAGAGCAAUCAAGGAUUUAGAAAUUGAUGGUCAAAAAGCAUCCGCAGUGUUUGUUACUUCACCUACUUAUCAUGGCAUCUGUAGUAAUCUGAGUGAGAUUUCUCAGAUAUGUCAUGUUAAGGGAAUUCCUUUGAUUGUUGAUGAGGCUCAUGGGGCACAUUUUGGGUUUCAACCUCAGCUACCUCUUUCAGCACUCCAGCAAGGAGUUGACUUGGUUGCCCAAUCGACUCACAAAGUUCUCUGCUCUCUUACUCAGUCAUCAAUGUUACACAUGUCGGGGAAUCUUAUAGACAGAGAAAGAGUUUGUAGAUGUUUACAAACUCUUCAAAGCUCUAGCCCUAGUUAUCUGCUUUUAGCUUCAUUAGAUGCUGCCAGAGCUCAACUAAGUGAUAAUCCAGACAAGAUUUUUAAUACCGCAAUAGAUCUUGCAUAUCAAGCAAAAAGCGAGAUAAACAAGAUUUCAGGUAUCUCGAUCCUCGAGUGUGCCAUGUUCUCUAACUUCCCUGUUGUUGAUCCAUUAAGACUCACUAUUGGUUUCCAACAACUUGGUAUCUCUGGCUAUGAAGCAGAUGAAAUACUGUACAAAAAUCAUAACAUCGUUUGUGAACUUGUUGGGAACCAAUUCAUUACAUUUGUCAUUAACCUAGGAACAUCUGAAGAUGACAUCGAGAGACUGGUUUUAGGUAUUGAGAAUGUGAGCUCUUUCGCAUCGGUUAUGAGGAUUGAAGGAAGAAGCAAACUAAGUGUUUCUGCACUCUUUCCUAAUGUCAAAAUCAGCUUGAAUCCUAGAGAUGCCUUCUUUGUGAAGAAAAGGAGAGAGAACAUUAAAGAAUGUGUGGGAAAGGUGUGUGGAGAGUUAAUAUGUCCUUAUCCUCCAGGAAUACCAGUAAUGAUCCCAGGGGAGAUUAUAUCUGAGGAAGUUGUUGAUUAUCUGUUGCAUUUAAAAGGCAAAGGUGCCUCAAUUAGUGGUGCGUCUGAUCCUAAAUUAUCUUCACUACUUGUAUGCAAUGUGUAAGAGACAACAAAACGAUUUGUUGAGUCUCUACUUGAAUUGAUUUCGAUAAUGGUUUGAGUAAUUUGUUGCUGAAGGAUAUAAGCAUGCAGUGUUCUGCAAUGUAAAGAUUGAUGAAGAAAAUUUGUGACGGGAAUAAAUCUUCUGGAAAUGAAGUUGGACCCUUA